This is a messenger RNA of Glycine soja, 1645 nucleotides long. RefSeq names its product AAA-ATPase At2g18193-like. The record is from RefSeq and is a predicted model, not a curated record. Gene Ontology annotation, molecular function: ATP binding; ATP hydrolysis activity. The coding region runs from base 89 to 1486 and encodes 465 amino acids. The transcript has 2 exons. Lineage: Eukaryota; Viridiplantae; Streptophyta; Magnoliopsida; Fabales; Fabaceae.
CCACACAAUCUGAUUCAUCCUUGCCUCAUCUGAGUCAUCUCCCAUCUUCCUUCACUUAACAUUUCAGUUCAUAGUAAUAUAAUACACCAUGGGAUUCUACACACAGAACCUUUUUUCUUCUUUCACCUCAGCUUCAUCAUGGUUCGAGGUGUACGCUGCCUUCUCCACAUUCAUGAUGCUCCUCAGAACAGCAUUCCAUGACCUCAUUCCCCAGCAAUUCCGAUCCCUCAUUGUCUCAAAGCUAGAGUCCUUCUUCACCAAAUACCAACCAAAUAACGAAAUCCGUCUCAAAAUGAACCAAUUUUGGGACGAAAAUUUGGGAGACCGCAAUGAACUUUUCGAUGCUGCCCAGGAGUACCUCCCCACCAGGAUUUCUCACACCUACAAGUCGCUCAAAGUUGGGAAACUGCAAGACGAGAAGCACAUUGAGCUCGCAGUGGAUGGAAGUGAAGACGUUGUGGACGAAUUUGAAGGCACCAAAUUCACUUGGAAGCUGGAUGAAGGGUCCAAAGAGGACUCUAAUAAUCACAACAAGAAGUAUAGCUUUGAAUUAACCUUCAAUGAGAAGCAUAGAGAGAAAGCAUUGGAUCUGUAUAUUCCACAUGUGCUUAAAACAUAUGAAGCCAUAAAAGCUGAGAGGAGGAUCGUAAGGAUCUAUUCCAGGUUAGAUGGGUAUUGGAACGAUAGCGAGUUAUCGCAUCCUGCCACAUUCGACUCACUGGCCCUGAGUCCCGAGUUGAAGAAAGAUAUCAUUGAUGAUUUGGAACGGUUCCAGAGGAGGAAGGAACAUUACAAGAAAGUGGGGAAGCCUUGGAAACGUGGCUACUUGUUGUAUGGACCUCCUGGAACUGGAAAAUCCAGCCUUAUUGCGGCGAUGGCGAACUACUUGAAAUUCGAUGUGUAUGAUUUGGAGCUUACUUCUAUUUAUUCUAACUCGGACCUCAUGCGAUCCAUGAAGGAAGCAUCUAACCGUUCCAUCGUUGUGAUUGAAGACAUAGACUGCAACAAAGAGGUGCAGGCUAGAUCAAGUGGUCUUUCAGACGAUCAAGAUUCAGUCCCUGACAAUGAGGCUGCCAAGGUUAAGACAAAUAGGUUUACUCUGUCGGGUCUGCUUAACUACAUGGAUGGUUUGUGGUCAAGUGGUGGAGAGGAGCGAAUUAUAAUAUUCACUACUAACCACAAAGAAAAAAUAGACCCUGCGUUGUUGCGCCCUGGUCGUAUGGACAUGCACAUUCACUUGUCCUUCCUCAAAGGCAAGGCCUUUCGAGUCUUGGCUACCAAUUAUUUGAAUAUUGAAGGAGAUCAUCCACUCUUUGAAGAAAUUGAUGGACUAUUGGAGAAAUUAGAAGUCACCCCUGCAGUAGUAGCAGAGCAACUGAUGAGAAAUGAGGAUCCUGAUGAUGCUUUGGAAACAUUUGUUACAUUUCUCAAAGAAAUGGACAAGGAUAGUAAUUGCCACUUAGAGUUAAGAGGGACUAGUGAGUAGGGACUUUUGCUGUAUUCAACUUUCCUGUUAAAGUAAUAAGAUGAUUCAUUGAAAUGCUGUUUCCUGUUUCUGUUGAUAAGGAACCUGAAUUGUAAGGAAAAGUUAUUUCAAGGUGUAUUUAAUAUCGGAAUCUUUUGAAUUGGUUUUUCAGAAAGAUCA